Synchiropus splendidus (mandarinfish) is the source of this 773-nucleotide messenger RNA. Its product is annotated as transcription elongation factor, mitochondrial-like. NCBI's taxonomy places the organism in Eukaryota, Metazoa, Chordata, Actinopteri, Syngnathiformes, Callionymidae. The transcript is spliced from 2 exons. Gene Ontology annotation, cellular component: mitochondrial nucleoid. The record is from RefSeq and is a predicted model, not a curated record. Gene Ontology annotation, biological process: transcription elongation by mitochondrial RNA polymerase; mitochondrial transcription. Gene Ontology annotation, molecular function: DNA polymerase processivity factor activity. The coding region runs from base 90 to 692 and encodes 200 amino acids.
UGAGGGAGCACAGUAGCACAAGGAAGGACAAGUUUGUUUGUAUAAUGAUUUCUUUGAAUUACAUCCACUGAUUGAAUAUAUAAAAAACAAUGUGGGUCGCCAGGCGGCUGAUGUCAAUGGUACCAUUAAGCGGUCGAUUUGCAGGAAAGACUGGCUGGUUUAGGCGUCCGAGACAUGCCUCCCUUCCUGAUCCAGAACUUCGAUAUCUCCAGUGCACAUUUUGCUGGAGGAGUCGCGUGCCAGUGGCUGGCUUUGAGACACUGAAUGAUUCCAUCGCGCCGUCCUCAGCUGAGCCCUGCAGAGCAGACAACAGCUCUCCUCUGGAUGCUUACUACACUCCAGAACAACGGGACACCAUCCUGAAGCUGCUCAACAACGCCACAACUUCAGAGAUGGAGUGUGUCAAGCUUCUCAGAGGACGCAAGUCUGCCAACAUUGUUGAGUACAGGACGCAGCAUGGACCCUUUAAGACUUUAGAGAGCGUUGUCAACGUGCCGCUGCUGAAGCACAAAAGCGCAGUCACUGUCUUUAACUCAAUACUAAACCCUGUGAAGAAACCCAAGAAAGUCAAAAUACAAUUGGCCAAGUUUAUUCGGCCGGAGGUGGACAGGUCCUGGCUGGAGGUGAGUCCUGCUACCCUGCUUAGUCAGUGGUCUAAAUCUAAACUGAGAGCUCUCUGCUUUGUGUUUUGACUAUAUUGAGGUGAUGGUAUUUCUCACCUGCCAGGUACAUUGACCUCACCACAGCAUAUGUCGUAAUAUAGUCCCUCUAAA